This is a messenger RNA of Phodopus roborovskii (desert hamster), 1249 nucleotides long. It is a transcript of the gene Prr19, whose product is annotated as proline rich 19. The record is from RefSeq and is a predicted model, not a curated record. The transcript has 2 exons. Lineage: Eukaryota; Metazoa; Chordata; Mammalia; Rodentia; Cricetidae. The coding region runs from base 143 to 1210 and encodes 355 amino acids.
GCCAGGCCUUUUCAGUGGCUCACUGUCUACUUUUUCUCACCUCUCUAAAUAGUUUUCUUUCUUUGCCCUGACCGUCUUUUCCCACUUAGCUACUGUCCCUGACUUAUCUGUAUCUGAUGACCACCCUGCCUUUUAGGACAUCAUGGACCCUUGGGGACGAGUCCCCCAGCCUUUCCAGCAGCUUGAGAAACCUGGUCGUAUCCGUCGUCGCAAGACUAGGAGGGAGCGAAACAAGGCCCUAGUGAGCAGCCAUCGGCCCCUGGCCCGACAGGAUCCUUCCCUGUCCAGUCGGGAGCCGUCUGCAACCCUGCAGGAUCGUGUGGCCUCUGCAGCCCCCAAGCUUGUUGUCAUAACGCAGGGCAGGUUGAGCCGGGAGCACCGGGGUCUCUUCAACCAUGAAGUGAAAUCCCUGGAUGUGGCCCGGCUGCUUAACAAUGGCUCCUUGGAACCAUGUAACCCCCCACUCCCCACCAAGUCUUCCUGCAGCCCAGUCAGAGUCCAAGAACCAGCCACACCGUCAAGAGGCAAGGAGAACCAGGUACCAGGAGGCUCAGGCUCAAGCCCACCGAGUUCCCCAGAGCUCCCUGUGUUGGGACAACUGUUGGAGGAGCUGCAGUGCCAACUGACUCUGCCCCAAGCCUUUCCCAGGAGGAGCCUAGUGCAGGAAUCCAGAGAUGCCAUCAUAAGAACCUUACAGGGCUGCCAUGGCUGCGUGCCUGAUCUUGCCAUGGUUCUCCGAGGUUGCCAGUCACCUUUGCCUGAGAUGAAGCCUAAGGCCCCCGUGAGACAGAGGACGACACCUUCGGUUGUCAGCGUUCCUGAGCAUGCUUUAAGGGAGGGGAGGCAUAGGACUCAACAGGGGACAAAGAGGUUUAGCUUCACCACACCUCAUACUUGCCGAAGCACCCCUUCACACAGGGUGAGCCUACUGCCGCCUCCAGACCACCAACUGCCAUUCUUGCCCUCAGUAUCUUCACCAUCUGGGCCGGCUUGGGGUCCCCCAACAGCUUUUGAUAUGCUGAAAAGCAUCUGGCUCAUAGCCACACCACCCCCACCUCAGCCCCUACCCCAGCCGCCAUCACCCUUGUUGCCCCAAACAUCUGCCUUGGACUGGAGCCCCGACCCUCCUGCCUCACUACGAAGCCUCUCCUGGGUAGUGACUCAGAGAAGUCCAGAGGCUUGGUCCUUUCCCCCAAUGAAACUGUACUGAGGAGGCUCUGGGCAGGGUUGGGGGGCAGGCAUCCCAUAC